AUGAAGCCAGAUGAAUCAAAUUCAACAGUUAAACUUGGCUUCAUCGAUACUGUUUGUAUUAUCAUUGUAACAGUAUGCUCUAUAUCUGUAAGGGUCAGAUCUUUCCAUCAUCCAAACACUUGCGUAUUUGAUGAAGUUUAUUUCGGAAAUUUUACGAAUUUCUAUCUAAAUCACACAUUUUAUCAAGAUAUACAUCCUCCAUUUGCCAAAUUACUUAUGUAUAAAGUCGCAGAAAUCGGAGAAUAUCCUGGACAUUUAGUUUUCAACGGAAAUAUUCCAUAUAAGAGCCCAGAAUAUACGAUGUUACGAUUUACACCAGAGAUAAUUUCAUCUUUUGUACCUCCUUUAUGUUAUUUAUGCGUUCGAUUUCUAGGAUUUUCUUCUUCAUCAGCAUUUACAUCAGGAAUACUUGCUGCAUUCGAGACAACAUUGAUCUGUGAAGGGAGACAUGUCCUUACAGAUGGAAUUUUACACUAUUUCUCAAUACAGCACGUUACAGUUUUAUUAUACUUCCGAACUUUGAAAAAACGAAAUCUUUACUUUCACAUUUGGCAUGUAAUCACCGGAAUAACCCUCGGACUAGCUUGUGCCAUCAAAAAUACCGCAUGGGGACUGAUGGUUCUCGAUGCAUAUGUUUAUCUAAGAUUAUUAUGGCCAGAACAGAAAAAAUCAAUGGACAAUUAUAUAAGAAUUGUCUUUAUAUACGGUUCUUCGCUGUUUGCAAUUAAUUUUGUUGUGUUUUGGGGAACAUAUAUUUUACAUUUUUUAGCUCUUCCUUUUGUAGGUCCAGGAAUAGAUUACAUUGAUUUCAGCUUGCGAAAACAUUUCGUUCCAUACGGAAACAGCUCUUUAUUGCGUCCGAGAUUAGAUCCUCCAAAUCUUCUCUUCAGAACUUUACUUUAUAUAUAUAGAACACACGAGGGCAACAUGAAACUAAAUGGUUUCCACGAAUCACAGAGCCAUCCCAACAAUUGGCCUCUUUUAACAGGAGUUGGUGUUUAUUUCUUUACUCAUGAUUCCAGACAAAUCAGAUGCUUUGGAAAUGUGUUUUCGUAUUAUUUCGCUUUUAUUGGUGUUGUUUGUUGUUGUUUUGCUUACAAAAAACCACAAAAAUGGGAUGCUUUUGUUGUAUCUGUUGGAUAUUGCUUUUCUUACUUCCCAUUCUUCCUUAUUCCGCGUGUAUUGUACUUAUAUCAUUAUUGUAUACCUCUAAUGAUCGGAAUUGUUGGUUAUGGAGUCGCAUUAGAUUUAUAUCUGCCAAAAAGAGUGAAAGGAGUCGUUAUUGUUUUAUCUAUAGCAUUAGUUAUAUAUUUCUAUUGGCUGAUAUCACCGUAUAUCUAUGCUUUGCCUCAGAGAGAUUAUAAUAAAGUGAUUUGGAAUAAUGCAUGGGUUGUUGGUGAUAGCAGACAUAUUAUUGAAAAGUCUCAAGACCGCCACAACUAA
Messenger RNA from Trichomonas vaginalis G3, 1443 nucleotides. Its product is annotated as dolichyl-phosphate-mannose-protein mannosyltransferase protein. The coding region runs from base 1 to 1443 and encodes 480 amino acids. Gene Ontology annotation, molecular function: dolichyl-phosphate-mannose-protein mannosyltransferase activity. Gene Ontology annotation, biological process: protein O-linked glycosylation via mannose. Gene Ontology annotation, cellular component: membrane. The record is from RefSeq and is a predicted model, not a curated record. NCBI's taxonomy places the organism in Eukaryota, Parabasalia, Trichomonadida, Trichomonadidae. The transcript has a single exon.